AUGUUUUCGCGAGUUGGAAGAUUGACAACAUUCGGAGCUCACGCAAUCUCGAAUUGUCCGUUUCGAAGAGACAAAAAUUAUUUGCCGCAAAGAGCGCAAGCUUCUGCGUUGGGCCACAAUUCGGAUGGUUAUAUCAAUUUUGCGCAUCACACUUUCUCGAAUACGAUUCGACAGAGAACGUGAGUUAUUUUUGGGCGAAGGAAGGGAUUUUUGGGGGAAAUUUGAGUUAGACAAAAUCAGGGUCUUUUUAAAGUGGUUUUUGAAACAGUAAAUUUUCUAGAAAAUUAUUUUCGUCACAAACGCUAGUAGAAUUAAACCUUCUACUAUUGGAAACACGUUUAUGUUUAUUUGAAACAGUGAAAAUUUUUUUCAAAAAUUGUGAAUAUUCAGUUUUCCAUUUUAUCAAAAGUUCGCCACCCAAAAAUUUUUCAUGAUUUUUUUGAAACAGUGAUUUUUUUUAUUUGAAAAAAUCAUGGAAAAUUUUUUUUUCAAAUUGUUUCUAUUUAAAAAUACUCAUGAAUUUCAGUAAAUUUUUUUCAAUAUUUUAGUUCCAAAAAAAAGAGCAAUAUAAUUUUGGAAAUAAUAUCAAUGAAAAUUCAUGUUUUCUUUGAAACAGUGCUCUCUCAGAAAAUUACAGUUUAUUUGGAAAUGAAAAUAUAACUAAAUCGUCAGUUAUCAGAACUUUUUGAGAUCCAAAAAUAAUUAUGAAUUUUUUGAAACAGUACAUUGUUUUCGGGUAUUUUUUGUCUUCAAAAAUAAUUGAAUUUUAUAGAUAUUUUACGUUAAUGGGGUUCUGACCAAAUCACACUUUUCUAAUUCCAAAAAAAUUCAUCUAUUUUUUGAAACGUACUUUUUUCGGGAUGAAAAGUUAUUCACUGUAUCAAAAUUCUAUACCCAAAAUUUUUUAUUAUUUUUUCUUGAAACAGUGAAUUUUUCAUUCUGGAAAUUAUUUGAAAAUUAUUUUUUCUUGAAAAAUAUUGGAAAAUGUUCACUGUUUCAAGAAAAUUAUAUAUUUUCUGGAUUUUUCAUAAAGAUAAUGUAGAUAUAAGAAGAUAAACGGAAAAUUUCAACAUGAAGAGAAACUAUUUUCACUAGAAAAAUUUCACUGUUUCAAAAGUUUCACAAAAAUGAACUAGUGGGAAGACUGAUAAAUUAUUUUAACAAAGUUUGGAGGGAAUCACACUUUUCUAAUUCCAAAAAAUUCAUCUACUUUUUGAAACGUAUUUUUUUCAAGAUGGGGAAUUAGUCAAAAUCAAAAUUCUUCACCCAAAAAUUUUUAUUAUUUUUUCUUGAAACAGUGAAUUUUUCAUUCUGGAAAAUGUUUGAAAAUUAUUUUUUCUUGAAAAAUAUUUGAAAAUUCUCACUGUUUCAAGAAAAUUAUAUAUUUUCUUUCGAUUUUUCAUGAAGACAAUGUCGUACAAAAAUGUAAAAAAUGGUAAAUCUCAUCAUGAAGAGAAACUAUUUUCACUAGAAAAAUUUCACUGUUUCAAAAGUUUCUCACAAAAUUAUUUGAACUAGUGGUAAGACUAAUGAAUUCAUUGGUACUUACCAAUUCACACUUUUCUAAUUGCAAAAAAAUUCAUCUAUUUUUUGAAACGUAUUUUUUUCGAGAUGAAAAAUUGUUCACUGUAUCAAAAUUCUAUACCCAAAAAUUUUUAUUAUUUUUUCUUGAAACAGUAAAUUUCUUAUUUUGGAAAUGAGGUGAAAAUUAUUUUUUCUUGAAAAAUAUUGGAAAAAUUCUCACUGUUUCAAGAAAAUUAUGUAUUUUCUGGUUUUUUCAUGAAGACAAUGCCAUGAAAAAUAGUCUAUUUCAACAUGAAGAAAAACUAUUUUCUCUAGAAAAAUUUCACUGUUUCAAAAGUUUCUCAAAAUUAGUAGGAAGACUGAUAAAUUAUUUUAACAAUGUUUGGGGGAAUCAAACUUUUCUAAUUCCAAAAAAUUCAUUUAUUUUUUUGAAACGUAUUUUUUUCGAGAUGAGAAUUCACAACAUCAAAGUUCUGCACCCAAAAAUUUUUAUUAUUUUAUCUUGAAACAGUGAAGUUUUGAAAAUUGUUAAAAAUAAUUUUUUUUUUGGUUUUUGGGAACUUUCAACCUUGAAAAAUAUUAAAAAUUCUCACUAUUUCAAGAAAAUUAUAUAUUUUCUGGAUUUUUCAUGAAGACAAUGCCAUAUGAAGUAGUAUAUUUCAACAUGAAGAGAAACUAUUUUCACUAGAAAAAUUUCACUGUUUCAAAAGUUUCUCAAAAUUAUUUGAACUAGUGGUAAGACUAAUGAAUUCAUUAGUACUGACGGAGUGACACUUUUCUAAUUCCAAAAAAUUCAUUUAUUUUUUGCAACGUAUUUUUUUCGAGAUGGGGAAUUAGUCAAAAUCAAAAUACUGCACCUAAAAAUUGAUAUAAUUUUUUUUUGAAACAGUGAAGUUCUGAAAAUUGUUGAAAAUUAUUUUUUUUUUUGAAAAAAAUUGGAAAAUUUUCACUGUUUCAAGAAAAUUAUAUAUUUUCUGGAUUUUUGAAGAAGACAAUGUCGUACAAAAAUGCUAAACAUGGUAAAUCAACAUGAAGAAAAACUAUUUUCACUAAAAAAAAUUUCACUGUUUCAAAAGUUUCACAAAAUUAUUUGAACUAGUGGUAAGACUAAUGAAUUCAAUUGUACUUACCAAUUCACACUUUUCUAAUUCCAAAAAAAUUCAUCUAAUUUUUGAAACGUAUUUUUUUCGAGAUGGGGAAUUAGUCAAAAUCAACAUUUUUCACCCAACAAUUUUUAUUAUUUUUUCUUGAAACAGUGAAGUUUUCAUUCUGAAAAUUGUUGAAAAUUAUUUUUUUUUGAAAAAUAUUGGAAAAUUCUCACUGUUUCAAGAAAAUUAUAUAUUUUCUGGAUUUUUCAUGAAGGUGUCCCAUAAAUUUGAAAUCCGAAGAAAUUCCCAGAGGUUAUUUUAUUUGUAAAAUUUAUGAAACAGUCAAAUUUUUCUCCACAAAUAAUCCUCAUAUAUUUUUGCAGAACAUCUGACAGUUCCACCUCAAAUGCCGAUCCAUUUCUCGGAGUUCUUUCAAAUGACGAAAGAGAAGUUAUAAAAGAAUUGGAAUUGUUGGAUUUGGACAGUUGGAAUGGCGCAAAUCCAAUUGCUGGAAGUCUUCAGAAUCCUGAAAUUCCAUCUGGAAGUGAAGGAAUCUCAAAUACACAAAAUGAUUAUCAAAUGACAUCUUCUUCGUGGACAAAUAAUCCGAGAUUUGGUUGCGAUGAAUUGUGUAAUGAUGAUUUUGAGGAUUGGACAAGUGUUGUUAGAGAACAUGAUCAGAAUGUGGUGAGGAAUUUGGGGGGGGGGGGGGUUUGGGAUGAAAUUUUGAAAUUUUACUGAUGAAUUUGAAUUAUUCAACAUAAUUUAGGUAUGCAUGUUUUGAUGUAUAGCUCAAAAAAUUAGUAUUGUUAUUUAAAUCUUUUUUUGAAAAUAUUUUUUUUAAUUUUGAGAACUGUGGAUUUUUACGCCAGACUUUUUGCAAAAUAUUCCAUCAGAGAAUAAAACGAAUAACACAUUUCUCAAUGAUUUUCAAAAAUUAUGAAUUUUGUGAAACAGUUGAAUUUUUUUAUUCAAAAAAAAAAAUUAUUUUAAAUUAUUAUCCCAGUAUUUGACUGCAACAAACGAAUUUUUCUAGAUUAAAAAAUCAAAAUUCAUGUAUAAUUUUUGAAACAGUGAAGUUUUGCCUUGGAAAUUUUAUUUUUUCAUGAGAUUUUCUGAAUUUUCAAAUCAAUUUUUAGCCCAAAAAAUAUUUGCUUCUAAGUUUCGAAAAAAAAUUCAUUUCCUAGAAUAGACAACCAACCAAUCAACGAAUUUUCAUUAGUUUAAAAAAAUUUAUGAAUUUUUUGAAACAGUGAAGUUUUGACUUUUUUUUAAUUUUUAAAUUUUGCCUUGGAAAUUUUACUUUUUCAUGAGAAUUUCUGAAUUUUCAAAUCAAUUUUUUAGCUUUAAAAAUGUGCUUCAAAAUUUGAAAAAAAAAUUUAAACGUGAAUUUUCUGCCGCAGAAUAUAACCUAUCAAACGAAAUUUCAGUGGUUUUGAAAAAUGUAUGAAUUUUUUGAAACAGUGAAGUUUUGACUUUUUUUAAAAUUUUUAAAUUUUGCCUUGGAAAUUUUAUUUUUUCAUGAGAAUUUCUGAAUUUUCAGAGCAAUUUUUAGCACAAAAAAUAUUUUCUCCCUAGUUUCGAAGAAAAAUCCAAUUGCAUUUCCUAGAACAGACAACCAAUCAAUUAAACGAAUUUUCAGUGGUUUUGAAAAAUGUAUGAAUUUUUUGAAACAGUGAAGUUUUGACUUUUUUUUAAUUUUUAAAUUUUGCCUUGGAAAUUUAAGUUUUUCAUGAAAAGUUCAGAACUUGGUCCAAAGCUUCCAAAAAAUUUGCCACGUGGAUUUUUUGACCCAGAAUAAUUUAUUUUGAUUGAAUAUAAUUUCGAUUCAAUUUAACGAACUUUUCGUGGCUUUGAAAAUUAUACAAAUUUAUUUUGAAACAGUGAAAUUUUCACGAAUUUUGAUUGGAAAAACAAUUUUCCACGUGGAUUUUAGGUAGCUCAUUUUCACUUUUUUUCAAGCAAAAAUGUUGUGAGAUUUUUCACAAGUUUUCCUGGGGUCAAAUUUCAAAACCUCAUUUUUCAUCUCACAAAAUCUUCAAAUUUUUCCAGGCCCACCAACACCAGAAUCUUCACCAACAAAAUCAGCCGCAAGAUCAAAAUCAACAUCAAUUCUACACCACCACAAACAACAAUCAGCCGCCACUGGGUUUCAACGCGCCAAAAUUUGAGAAUUUGAAAAAUUUCGAAAAUGACAUUGAUAACGCGUCGAAGUUGGUUGAUUGGGAUGUAAGUUUUGACAGAAAUUUUUGACCUAAAAAUUUUCACCGAAAAACGUUCGCCGUUUUUUUCCACGUGGAAAACAAAUAUAUAAGAAAAAUGAUGAUGCAAUUUUUCAUUAUUGUAGUUUUUUCGGAAAAAAUGCUUUUUUUGUUUUUUUUUUUGAAACAGUGCAUUCUUUCUUUGUUUUGAAAUGUUGCAUCAGCUUUUUUUUUUUGUAAAAAAAUAUUUUCUGGAUUAUUUUUAGCAGCUUUUUCUUCAAAGAUUUAGAACUUUUUGAAUUUUUUGAAAUCUUUGAAAUUUAAAAAAAAACUCUGAAAUUUCAGAUAAUUCUAAAAUUCAGAACAUCUAGAACUUUUCAUUUGAAACUUUCAGAACUAAAAAAAACGGCUGAAAUUCGAGUUUUUCUGAGUUUCAUCAACUUUGUAAUGAAAUUUAGAUUUUGAAAAUUAAUUUCGAAAUGUUCUUCUUUUUUUGUUGAAAAAUUGUGAAAUUUGAGAAUUUUUCCGCAAAACAUGUAUUGAUUUUUCAAAAAAAAAUCCUAUAAAUUUUGAAACAGUGAUUUUUUUGUUAUUGGAUUCUGAAAAUUUCUCAAAAAAUGCAGAAUUUUAAAAUUCGGGGAAAAAAUUCACUGUUUCAAAAUUUGUAGAAAAUUUUCUUGAUUUUUUGGAAAAUCAAUCGGUGGAGUGGAAACAUUUUAGUAUAAAAUUUUCUUGAAAUUCAGAUUUUCAAGCAAAAUUUUUUUGAUGAAAAAUAUCCCAAUUCCCAUCAAAAAUAACUAGAAGAUUCACACUUUAAGCAAAAAAAAAUGCACUGUUUCAAAAUUUUUUAAAGUUUUCUUGAUUUUUUGGAAAAUCAAUCGGUGUGUGACAAUUUCUAGUAUAAAAUUUUUUGAAAUUCAGAUUUUCAAGCAACAUUUUUUGUUAAAGUUUUAUUGAAUUCUGAAAAUUUUUAAAAUUCGGAGAAAUUUUCAGAAACAUUUUUUUAGCAAAAAAAAAUUCACUGUUUCAAAAUUUGUAGAAAAUUUUCUCGAUUAUUUGAAAAAUUAAUCCGUGCGUGACAACUUUUAGUAUAAAAUUUUUUUGAAAUUCAGAUUUUCAAGGAACAUUUUUUUGUUGAAAAUCUCCCAAUUCCCUUUAAAAAUAACUAGAAGAUUCACACUUUAAGCAAAAAAAAAACUCACUGUUUCAAAAUUUUUAGAAAUUUUUCUUGAUUUUUGGAAAAUCAAUGUUUUCUUUUUAGUAUAAUUUUUUUGAAAUUCAGAUUUUCAAGCAAAUUUUUUUGUCAAAAAACUCCCAAUUCUUUUCAAAAAUAACUGAAAGAUUCAGAUUUUUAGCAAAAAAAAAUUCACUGUUUCAAAAUUUUUCUUGAUUUUUUUUUGGAAAUUCAGAUUUUCAUACGAAAAAUUCGAUUUUUGUUGAAAAUCUCUGCAUUCCCUUUAAAAUAGCUACGAAAAACUUCACUGUUUCAAAAAAUAUCUCAAUUUUUUGCAGGCCUGGAGUCGUUAUCUUGCCGAAGACGAUCAAAUAAUCAGUGGUUGUGGUGCACCGGUUGCACCAUCUCCUGCACCACAACAAAUGGAUUCCACGUCAUAUGUCAAUUAUUUGUCAGCUGUUCCAAAACUCGAAACAUCGACGCCGAUUUUGAGAUUCGAAGAUGAAAUCAAACAAGAACAGGAUUUUGAGCUUCAAAAUUAUGAGCCAAGCUUCGGCCGCAAUGCAAUUUCAACAAAUCCAGACUAUGAUCUCAAUCUUUUCCAAUCGGGACCUCUUACUUAUAUUCCGAAAUCUGAAGAAGAUGAUUGUAAGAGUUUGGCAUCAUCAUCGAGUUCCAGGAAAUUGAGAACAUCUAGAAGAACCUAUCGAUCUACAGAAUCUGAAAGAUCUUGGACACCUGCAUCUGAUGAUUAUUAUAAUGAAGAGAAGCCGAAAUUCAAGAAACGUGGAGUUGUUGUGAAACCGUCGGUUGAUGAAGAAACUGAUAGAAGAAGAGCGUUGAAUCGAGUUGCGGCAAUUCGAUAUCGAGAGAAGAAGAGGGAGGAGAAAAUGGCGAGAAAUCGGUGAGCGCAAUUUUUUGAUUAAAAAAUUUGUUUUGAAAAUUGUUCACUAGAAUUUUUUGUUGUGAAAAAAUUCCGAAAAAAUAUGGAAAAAUUGAAUAUUAAACCUGGAAAUUGCAAAAAUAUACCAUUUUUUGUCACUUCAAAAAUUCACUGUUUCAAAAAAAAAUGAUAAAUUUUCGAAAUCUUUCGAAAUUUUGAUUCUGAACUAACAAAUCAGAAUGCCCCUGAAAAAAGUGAAAAAAAACAUCGGAAAUCAUGUCGGAAUAUUCAAAAAAUCCGAGUUUCACCUGAAAAAUUGAAAAAAUAUGAAAAUUUUCCGAGUAUUUUUCAAUCACAAAUUAUGUCGAAAAUUCACUGUUUCAAAAUAAUUUAUGAAAUUUUUACAAUCUUUCGAAAAUUGAUAAAUUUCAUUUCCUGUGUCUUCUGUAAACUAUACACAAAACUUCAUACUUAUUCCAAUUGGAAAACAUUACACUAAAAAUCAGACUUUAUCUCCUGAAAGUUUAGGAAAAAAUUUAAUUUUCAUUUUUUCUCAAAAAAAAUUUCACUGUUUCAAAAAAAUCAUGAAUUUUUUCACUAUUCCGAAAAUUUAAUUCCAUUCGCGAUGAGUUUAGCUUUCCGGUUUUGAAUCUUUCAUGGAAAAGUUUGAAUUUUUCAUCCAAUUUUUUUCAUUUACACAAAAAUUUUCACUGUUGCAAAAAUUAAACUAACGAAAUUUUGAACGCGUGAAAAAAUUCAUGAUUGUUUUGAAACAGUGAUUUUUUUUAUGAAAAAAUAAAAUUUUCAUUUUUUUUUUCAAAAAAAAAAUUCACUGUUUCAAAAAAAUCAUGAAUUUUUAUAAUCUUUCGAAAGUUUGAUAUAAGAAAUUUACGGGAAAAAUUAAUUUUUAAUUUUUUUUUUCCAACGAAAAAUUCACUGUUUCAAAAAAAUCAUUAAUUCUUUUACUUUUCAAAAAUUCGAUUUCUCUUUUCUACAGGUUCGAAAAAUAAAAAGCAAUUUUUUUUCUGAAAUUUUGCCUCGAAUUCUUUGAAAAAUCGUUAAAAUUCAAACGUUUUCUGAACUAGAAUUCAUUAUUUUCAAAUCCAAUUUUGUUCUUUUUUCAGCGAUUAUCAAGAAGUUCUCCAACGCAACAAAAUGCUUCGCCAACAAGAAAAACAAUUAUCCAAAGAAAUUUCGGAGCUCAAAAAGAAGAUGAAAAAAUACGAAAAUCACCACUAA
Molecule: messenger RNA, 8109 nt
Organism: Caenorhabditis angaria
Lineage: Eukaryota; Metazoa; Nematoda; Chromadorea; Rhabditida; Rhabditidae
Source: the annotation of a GenBank genome assembly